Molecule: messenger RNA, 1898 nt
Organism: Camponotus floridanus (Florida carpenter ant)
Lineage: Eukaryota; Metazoa; Arthropoda; Insecta; Hymenoptera; Formicidae
Gene: Mapmodulin
Product: acidic leucine-rich nuclear phosphoprotein 32 family member A
Exons: 8
Coding region: 389-1144 (251 amino acids)
Cellular component (GO): nucleus
Molecular function (GO): histone binding
Source: RefSeq, a predicted model, not a curated record
AGGACACACCGCACACAGUCCGGCGAGUCGGAUCCGUGGAGACACGUAGAGAGACGCGGCGCGUAAGGGCUUUGGAUACCGGGAGGAGGAAUCGAACCGCAGAGUUUGGCUUCUCGUCUAUUCUUUCUCGACGCGCGCGACUCACGGACGCCAGAGGGACCGACGCAACGCACGGGCAGCACGACGGUGGCAUCCCUGUCCGCGCACCCGGUGACCGAUCGUGGUUCGGCCGUGUCCGUCCGUCAUAUUCCCGAGAGGAGAGAGAGAGAGAGAGAGAGAAGGAGCAAGGUUGCUGGCACACGUAGUUGGUGGUGUUGCGACGCAGCGAGGCGGAGGGGACGGUGUGCGCGAAGCAAGAACGAGCGAUCGGGAACUCUGACUGCCGGCCAUGGAGAAGCGGAUAGAACUCGAGAAGCGGGGCAAGAAGUCCGGCGACAUCAAAGAACUUGUUCUUGACAACUGUCGGAGUACACACAUUGUGGGCCUGACAAAUGAAUUCAGCGCCCUGGAGUCACUGAGUCUCAUCAAUGUGGGUCUUACCAGUCUAAAAGGCUUCCCAGAGUUGUCCAGUCUUAAAAAGUUGGAGUUGAGCGACAAUCGAAUUUCGGGUGGUUUAAAUUUACUUGAUUCGAGCCCCAAAUUAACUCAUCUGAAUCUAAGUGGAAACAAAAUCAAAGAUCUUGAUACGUUACAACCAUUGAAAGAAUUUAAGAAUCUGAAGAGUCUGGAUCUGUUCAACAAUGAGGUGACAAAUAUGGACAAUUAUAGGGAAAGAGUUUUCAAUCUUAUUCCCAGUCUACGAUAUCUUGAUGGAUUUGAUGCUGAUGAUUGUGAAGUUGACAGUGAAGGCGAGGAUGAUGAAGUCAAUGGAAACGAAGAUGGAGAUGGGGUGGACAAUGAAGAAGACAGCGAUGAAGUUUCAGAUGAAGAAGACGAUGAUUUCUUAAAUGAUGAACCAGGGUUAGAUAUGGUCUAUUCGGGAAAACUUGGAGAUACUGAUGAGGAAGAUUACAUGGAAGAGGAAGAAGAAGAGGAUGAUGAUGAAGAUAAUGAAGAUGACGAACAGGAAGAAGAAGAAGAAGAGUCUCCUGUUCGAGGAAAGAAAAGAAAAAUUGAAGAUAGAGGGGAGAACUUGAAUGAUUAAGAUGGGAGGCAAGACUCCAGCACUGUUAAAUGAGUGUAAAAUUCGUAUAAAUAAUAACAAUAAACGACGCCGAGUGAACAGCUGGGAAUCAAACUAAUCGACCGACCAAUGACAGACUACAGUUAGUGAUGUGAAUUUAUCAGUAAAUCAUUGAUUGUGAGGAAAUUGCGUAACAACAAAAGAUUUACCAUAUGAUAGAAGCGGCAUGUGAAUGAAAAAUAUAAAGAAGAAAAAGAGAGAAAUAGAUAAUGAUGGCAUAAAAAUAGGGCUGCAUUCCAGCUGGACACAGCACAGUUUUAGUUAUACUAACGAUAUUUUAUAUAGAGUAUAUAGUUAGAGUAUUAGUCGUGCUGCAUAGAAUGAACGGAAGAUCGGAAUAUUAAAUGAUUCAAAGAGAGAAAGUAUGAGAGAAAGAGGGCGAGAAUGAUAGUGAGAGAACGAGAAAAUAUGGGUGUGUGUAUGUGCGUGUGAAAGAGACAAAAAUAGAGAGCAGGAGGUAGCAGGAGUUUUACACUUGAAGGAGCAUCUUGUCUGUUAGCUCCAGUCGGCCAAAGGCUGGUCACGCUGGAAUGCGGUCAUCUCGUUAAUCAGUGCUAAGGUUACAUAAGUUACAUUUUAAAUACAUUAUUAUUGUACCGUGAAUAAGUAUAUAGAGUAAACGAGGAACAACUUUUGUACAGGUUUACACCAUACAUCGAGGUGCAUUAUAUGCCUCUGUGAUUUUUGGGACAGAAAAUAAAGAGAGAGAAAUAUA